Puccinia triticina is the source of this 1983-nucleotide messenger RNA. RefSeq lists its product as uncharacterized. Lineage: Eukaryota; Fungi; Basidiomycota; Pucciniomycetes; Pucciniales; Pucciniaceae. Gene Ontology annotation, biological process: very long-chain fatty acid catabolic process; long-chain fatty acid import into peroxisome; peroxisome organization. Gene Ontology annotation, molecular function: ATP hydrolysis activity; ATP binding; long-chain fatty acid transmembrane transporter activity. The transcript is spliced from 8 exons. The coding region runs from base 1 to 1983 and encodes 660 amino acids. Gene Ontology annotation, cellular component: peroxisomal membrane. The record is from RefSeq and is a predicted model, not a curated record.
AUGGCCAGUCCGAGUGCAGUCCAACGAGCAGGCAUGGGCCCGAGGAUCCUGGGCGGAUACAUGCGCCACCGGCCGUUCUUCCAGAAGCUGUUCAUGAGCUCGUUUGCCGUCUACAUUGUCCUGGCCACCACCUCCGGCCUGCGCCCGAAGAAGCGCCCCCAGAAGCCGCCCGCCGACCCCCCGCGAACCGCAUCCGAGCCGAAGGCCCUGGCCCGGGGCGCCCAUGCCCGCAAGAGGGCCGCACAGAGGGUCGAGGUGGAUGCCAAGUUCUUCGCCAGACUUAAUCGCCUCUUGGCCAUCGUCAUCCCCAGUUGGAAGAGCAAGACCGCCUCGCUCCUCGUCAUCCAUUCCGCCUUCCUCAUCUUCAGAACCGUGCUCUCUCUCUAUGUGGCGAGCUUGGACGGCCAGAUCGUCUCCGCUUUGGUCCGGGGAGAAGGCAUGCAAUUCUUAUCUCGGCUGGCGCUGUGGAUGUCGAUCUCGAUUCCGGCGACGUACACGAACUCGAUGCUGUCGUACCUGCAAUGCAAGCUGUCGAUAGCGUACCGGAGCCGGCUGACGAACCGGAUCCACGACAUGUAUCUGUCGGACACGACGUUCUACGGGAUCAACAAUCUCGACGACCGGAUCGCGAACGUCGACCAGCUGAUCACCGUCGAUGUCGCCAAGUUCUCCGACUCGCUCGCCGAGAUCUACAGCAACCUCGCCAAGCCCGUCCUCGACGUCAUCCUCUACAACUGGCAGUUGAGUAAGAACGUCGGGCUCGAGGGGCUCAUCGGCCUCACCAUUAUCGUCCAAGCUUCCGCCGCAUUACUCCGAGCGGUGACACCAUCGUUUGGGAGAUAUGCCUCGGAGGAGCAGAAGCUAGAGGGCGAGUUCCGGUUCACGCAUUCGCGGCUGAUCGAGAACUCGGAAGAGGUGUCGUUUUACAGCUCGCACCGGGCCUACGAGAUCGAGAAGAACAUCAUCGAGCGGGCCUACUUCAGUCUGAUCAAGCACAUCAACUGGGUGUACAAGGUCAGACUGUGGCACGGGAUGGUCGAGGACGGGAUCAUCAAGUGGGUCUGGGGCUCCCUCGGCCUCAUGAUCUGCAGCAUCCCCGUCUUCUUCAACAUCAACCCUCCGCCAGCCGGCGUCGGCGAGGCGCUCAAGAAGGCGCUGCCCGAUAGCGACAUGGGCGGCCGGACCCAAGGCUUCGUCACCAACCGUCGGCUCUUGUUGUCCGCCUCAGACGCCUUCGGACGGGUCAUGUACUCGUACAAGGACGUCAGCGAGCUGGCCGGCUACACCGCCCGGGUCUCCGAGCUCUUCGACACCAUGGAAAGCAUCAAGCGCGGCCAGUACGAGAAACGCAAAGUCGGCUCCGCCAACACCGACGACUCCCAGCAAAUGCUUCAGCAGCGCGGACAGGUGGUGGAGUCGGAGGACGAGAUCAUCUUCGAUCGGGUGCCGAUCAUCUCGCCCAACGGAGACGUGCUGGUGAAAAGUCUGAGUUUCCAUGUGAAGCCGGGGCAACACCUGUUGAUAGUGGGCCCGAACGGGUGCGGGAAGUCGUCCCUGUUCCGGAUCCUGGGCGGGUUAUGGCCGGUGUAUGGGGGCGUGGUGACGAAGCCUGCGGCCUCGGAGUUCACCUACAUCCCCCAGCGCCCCUACCUCUCCCUGGGCACCCUGCGCGACCAGCUCAUCUAUCCCGACUCGCGCGCAGACAUGGCCGCCCGCGGCGUCUCCGACGACGACCUCCUCCGCAUCCUCGCCAUCGUCGACUUGGACGCCAUCGUCCAGCGCGAGGGCGGCUGGGACGUCGUCCGGGAAUGGCGAGAUGCGCUCAGCGGCGGCGAUAAGCAGCGGCUCGCCAUCUGCAGACUCUACUACCAUUCCCCCAAGGCGUUGGAGCAGAAGCUGUUGGAGGUGCCCAAGCUGGUGGCCCGGCUGGAGCAGCUCGAGGAGACCCGGCUCAAGAACCUCGAGGGCCCUCCCGCGUCUUGA